CCUUUUGUGAGCUGUCAUGUCGAAAAGUCGCAGACAGGCGCCCAAACCAUAUUGGAACCGGAUGUUUCAUCGUUAUUCCCAACUCAUCCGGCACACUCAGUACGAGAAGCCUUCUUGGCAACAGAUGUUAAUUCUGGCAAGCCUUCGAAAAGCUCUUGUUGAUUUUAGAUCGGGAGGGCCGCUGCCAAGGCAGGUAUAUCAACCAGUUUGGACAAGCAGAAAGCGACCAAUCUUCUCUAGGAGUCGACCUCGAAGGCUUUACUUGCCAGAUCUUAAUUUGGAGAAUCAUAGUUUAGGGAAUGUUACAGAAAUUACAGAAUUGGAGGAAAGGAAAUCGUAUUCCUCCAACUGUAUUUGGUCUUCCGAUCGUCUGCGGAAUCAUCUAGGAAAUUGGAAAAAACCUAGAGCCAAGUCCUGGAUGUUUCCGAAGGUAAUACGGUUGUCCAAAGAAGAUACCUUUCUGGUUAUCAAAAGAAAAUCAUUCAAGCAAACUAAGAAUCCUUAUAAGAUAUCAUCAAGUGCCCUGCACUACAAAGCUUCUCCUAGGAUUCAUUAUCUGGCAAAGCCGAAAAAAACGCAGCUGCGAGUGGAAUUGCCCAGGGUCCCAAGAAAGAAGUCAUCCCGCAAAAUAAGCACUAAACGCCUCAAGAAGCUCGCCAAACCUAAGCUGCGUGAGGAUACGUGCACCCGAAAGACACCAUUCCGAGUUCCAGGUCGUGCCUUACGAGCCAAAAUCACAUCACGUCUCGAGGAGUUGGCCAAUCCCAAGAUAUAUCCUCCACGAGAAAUGUCAGGGAUCUGGAGAUCAUCUGAGCAGCAGUACAGAUAUUUCCAGAUCCCUUUUAUUAAUCGUUGCAUGGAUUUUCAAUAAAAAGCUUGUAGUACAAAGAUACCUUUCUUG
This is a messenger RNA of Drosophila suzukii, 901 nucleotides long. The record is from RefSeq and is a predicted model, not a curated record. NCBI's taxonomy places the organism in Eukaryota, Metazoa, Arthropoda, Insecta, Diptera, Drosophilidae.